UUUCAAAACGAUGGUAAUAAUUGCCAUUUGUUUAUUUGACAUAACCUAACCCAACAUAGUAACAUGUAAAUACAAUGAAACUCUGAAAAAAUAAACAAAGAAAAAUUCAAUUCAAUAAAAACAAUAUUCUAAAUGAUUACACGUCAUUGAAAUUGUACACAGUUGACGACGAACGCUCUUUUUGCGGUUAUAAUAAGGCAAUUUCGAGACCAAAAUUUUUCAAACGUCGGAAAAUCUUCAAAUAUAUGCAGUUCUAUAUUUUUUUAAAAUAAAAAUUUCGAUGAAAACGGCCACAUGCCCCCACACGAAUGUUUACAUAUUUUGUCUUUAUUCAUUAGAACAUAAAAAUCCUUGCUCAACAGCUAUUAUUACGAAUACACACGGUCGCCGUUGGUAACGCAGAAAAUAUUUCGACGAAACUUGUUAUAUUGCUUGCCGGGCCGUUCACGAGAUGGGCAAUAUUGAGGUAAGGCCGACAUCACCGUCAUUGUCGGACAACGACAGCAACGCAGACAACGAUUCGAUCGCGUCGUCCUCUGAAGUCGUACCGCUGUCUGCGCGCGUGAACGACGACUGUGACGACGAUGGCGGUGAUGACGACGACAACGACGACGACGACGACGUCGUUCAACCAGAAGGCGAAAAUCGGACGAAUGUUUCAAACCGGACAAAUCGACAGCAGCGGACGACUUCGGGCCGGCGAAAAGACGUCGUGAGGCGGAACAGACCGACUGUGGCCGCGAACGAAGACGGCCACGGCGACACCGAACAGCCGACGUGGUCGGUCGUGGUGGACGACCACGCCGGAGGGUCAUCGCAGGCGGCUGCCGGACGUCGGGCACGGACAAGUCGACCACCGCAGGUCCGAGAACGGUCGCGGUCACCGUGUACCCGGUUGUCGUGUUCGCGGACACACCACCGCAACCAAAGCAGAGUCAGCCGUCGCAGUCGCCGUUGGUCGGCAGACCCAGCCGAGCCCGUCGUCAUGAUUGCGGCCGAAGAACGGGUCGCGGUGGCCAAACCCCAGCCCCGCCCUCGUAGGUCCAAAAGAACAACGGCCGGCCAGUGGAGAAGGAGGAGUUGAUAUAACGGAGACCGUUAUGAAUGAUUUUUUUAAACUACUUAAAAAAAGCUAUUCUUGCCGAUUGUGCACUCGCGAUGGGUCUAUAGUAUAUACGGCUGGGUAGAACAAGUCUGAACAACACCGAAUUUAAGUAAAAUAUUUGAAUAUUUUUUAUAGUCACGGACUAAAUAUUAAAUAUAUACGAGUAUAUAAAUUAUAA
Molecule: messenger RNA, 1283 nt
Organism: Acyrthosiphon pisum (pea aphid)
Lineage: Eukaryota; Metazoa; Arthropoda; Insecta; Hemiptera; Aphididae
Exons: 2
Coding region: 452-1084 (210 amino acids)
Source: RefSeq, a predicted model, not a curated record